AUGUCAAAACUGACAUUUGCUGAUAUGCAAAACCCACUCUUUCUACACCCAUCUGAUGGAUCAUCAUCCAUCCAAAUAGAGAAACUACAUGGACCAGAAGACUACAGAUCCUGGCGCAGACAAAUGGAAAUCAUCCUAACUUCCAAGAGAAAGCUUGGAUUUGCGACUGCAACUGUCACCAGAUCAACUGAAGAUGCAACACUUGGAGAUCAGUGGGAUUCAUGCAACAAUAUGGUAAUUGCUUGGAUCCAUACUAAUCUUAGUCCUAGCAUAAAGAAGUCUGUGUUAUUUUUCACUACUGCUAGAGAAGUAUGGAAACACUUAGAGACUAGAUUUGCCUUGAGUAAUGGCUCUAGGAAGUAUAAACUCAACAAGGAUUCGUAUGGCUUAAAACAAAAUUCAACUUCUGUUUAUGACUAUUUCCCUACAUUGAAUGUUAUAUGGGAGGAAAUGGAUUCUAUGAACAUGUUGCCCAUCAUAACCACUGUAUCAGAUGAAGUAAAAAGAAAUUUAGAAGAAGUUGAGAAACGAAAAGGUGAAUCUAAGUUAUUUCAAUUUUUGAAUGGUUUGGAUGAAGUGUAUGUCCCUAUGAGGAGCCAACUGCUCAUGAUGAACCUUUUACCCUCUGUUGAGACUGCUAGCUCAGUCAUUCAACAAGAAGAAUUACAAAGACAACUGUUGAGCAACCCUAGACAUGAUAUGGAAAUGUCUGCUAUGUUCAGUAGAGGGCAGACUGGUGGUGACAGGGUAGUUGUGUGCAAAGAAUGUGGAGGUAAGGUUCACUUGAGUGAUAAGUGUUGGUAUGUGGUAGGAUUUCCUAAUGGACAUCCAAAUCAUGGCAGAAUUCUCAUGAAACCUGGAUCUAUGAAUCAAUCUUGGUCCAUAUGGAAUAAGAACAAUCCAGGCAAUAAGCCUAAACCUGCUGGUAACGUUGCUGGUAGCGCUUCAAAUGCUGUAGUGUUCUCUCCACAACAGCUGGAACAGCUGAUGCAGUUGUUACCUAGCUUGUCAAAACAACCAAGCAAAGCCUCUAAAACAGAUGAUAAAUUGGAUAGUCACUUCUCUGGCAUGAUGUCUUAUCACAAUGCCUUGAACAAUGAUCUUGGAUGGAUCAUUGACUCUGGAGCCUCAGACCAUAUGACACCCCAUUUUCAAAAACUAAUUAUGCCCACUCUAGUGACAAACCUAACUCCUAAUAUCAAGCUUCCAACUGGAGAUACUGUUGCUAUUACUCACAUGUGA
Molecule: messenger RNA, 1242 nt
Organism: Beta vulgaris subsp. vulgaris (sugar beet)
Lineage: Eukaryota; Viridiplantae; Streptophyta; Magnoliopsida; Caryophyllales; Amaranthaceae
Exons: 1
Coding region: 1-1242 (413 amino acids)
Source: RefSeq, a predicted model, not a curated record